UCUGCUGCGCCUGCCCUCUCCCGGUUCCGCGGCUCCGGGAGGAUGUGGGUCCUCGGCAUCGCGGCAACUUUUUGCGGAUUGUUCUUGCUUCAAGGCUUUGCGCUGCAAAUCCAGUGUUACCAAUGUGAAGAAUUCCAGCUGAACAACGACUGCUCCUCCCCCGAGUUUAUAGUGAAUUGCACGGUGAAUGUUCAAGACAUGUGUCAGAAAGAAGUGAUGGAGCAAAGUGCGGGGAUCAUGUACCGCAAGUCGUGUGCCUCCUCAGCAGCCUGCCUCAUCGCCUCCGCUGGGUACCAAUCCUUCUGCUCCCCUGGGAAACUGAACUCAGUGUGCAUCAGCUGCUGCAACACCCCACUUUGCAAUGGGCCCCGGCCCAAGAAACGGAGCAGUUCUGCCUUGGCCCUGCGGCCGGGGCUCCCCACCACCAUCCUGCUCCUGAAACUCGCCCUCCUCUUGGCUCACUGCUGAAGUUGGAGAUGCUCAUCCCUCCUGCAUUGUCCUUCAGGCCCCUGCUCCCCAAGCUUCUCCUGGGUGUCCUUUUUUUGUGGGUUGGGAGGGAGCGUAUUCUCUUUCUUUCAGUUCCUUUGCAAAUCAAAGAGCUCGGUGUCAAACAGUUUUUGUAAGCUCUGAAUAAAUUCAGUCUGACUUUUCAGUGUGUACUUGAAGAGGGGAGUCCAAGUCUGUCCCCUAUUACCAGAGGCAAGGUCGGGCUGGCAGAAUCAGUCCCUAGAAGACACUUCGGGAGGCAUCCAUUUUUUCCAAGGCCCCUCGCUUCCACUCCUGUCCCUCAUAGGGGCAUGGUUUAUUUUGUCACUGCGUGUGUCAGGAUCAUGUUGCUUUCAUUGGGGGCGCCGGUUAGUCCUCAAGGCUUCCAUAGUUGACAUUCACACUUCAUGUUCCUGAAAACCAUUCCCUGCGGCAGAGUUGGGUGGUUUCAGCUGCACGUUGGGUUCUGCUGCCUCAAGACUCAAUUGCUGGGGCUUGGAAUCUGGCUCGCCCCCGUUCUGGAAAGUGCUCAAGUAAACCUUGUUAGUUCUUGCAGAGGAACUGCACCGGGAAGCGGUGAAGAUGAGGGGGCGGCGCGCCGAGCGAGCGCUGUCCGCAGCAGAGGUGACGCGGGCACGCAGGUGUUUGCUGUGGUUGGCGUGCGGCAGCGUCAGGCGGCAGCGGAGCACCUGCCCGAACACCCUGCGGAACUGCUGCGAGGACACGUUGUACAGGAGCGGGUUGAUGACCGAGCUCAGGUAGAAGAAGGUGUCGGAGAAGGGGAGGAGGAUCAUGUACGCCCGGAAGUAGGACUUUGUCCAGUCGUGCUUGGGUUUGGCUGCGGCCAUAAUCCUCCGCACCUGGUUAGGCAUCCAGCAGACAGCCAAGGUCACAACAAUCAGCCCUGAGCAGGCAAAAGGAGAGACCGACACAAACAGCAUGAGAACAACAAUCAAAGCCACAAAAUAUUUAGCUCCCCAGCUCUGUGCUUACUGGCCAGGAAAUGCUACCAAUUUUUCAGUGUUGUGCUCGACUGCUUCUUUUGCCACUAGCAAAAAAGAAUCGAACAGUGUGUUUCAAGGCUGGGGGAGUUGACUGUGUUAAAGACCAUUAAAUGCUUUCGACUAUUUA
Molecule: messenger RNA, 1617 nt
Organism: Lynx canadensis (Canada lynx)
Lineage: Eukaryota; Metazoa; Chordata; Mammalia; Carnivora; Felidae
Gene: LYPD1
Product: LY6/PLAUR domain containing 1
Exons: 3
Coding region: 43-468 (141 amino acids)
Biological process (GO): acetylcholine receptor signaling pathway
Molecular function (GO): acetylcholine receptor inhibitor activity
Source: RefSeq, a predicted model, not a curated record